AUGAAGACCGCUAUCAUCGCAUCCCUUAUCGCCGGCGCCGCCGCUUUCGCUCCUUCCCAAAAGGCUGCAUCCAGCACCCAACUCGCUGGAGGCAAGGAGUCCUUCGGAAGCGAAAUCGGAGCCCAAGUCCCUCUCGGAUACUGGGAUCCUUUGGGCUUCAUGCGUGAUGCCGACCAAGCUGAAUUCGACCGCAUGCGCUGGGUCGAGUUGAAGCACGGACGUGUUGCCAUGCUUGCCGUUGUUGGAUACCUUACCACCUACGCCGGUGUCCGAUUCCCCGGAGCUGAGGAUGUCCCAUGCGGUUUCGCCGCCCUCUCCGCUGAUGUCCCACAGAUGCUUUGGGCUCAAGUUAUUGCCACCUGGUUCAUGAUGGAAGCCGCCAACCAAGAUCAGUCCAAGGCUCCUUGGGGCACCGGAGCUGCUGAUGUCAACUUCAACGCCGAAUUCAAGGGUGACUUCCGUAAUGGAUUCAUUGACUUUGGAUGGGACAAGCAGUCCGCCGAAUGGAAGACAAAGAAGCGUGCCCUUGAAUUGAACCAAGGACGUGCCGCCCAAAUGGGAAUCCUUGGUCUUAUGGUCCACGAGAAGUUGGGCAACGUUGCUGACAUCCUUCCUUUGGCCAAAUAA
Molecule: messenger RNA, 627 nt
Organism: Seminavis robusta
Lineage: Eukaryota; Bacillariophyta; Bacillariophyceae; Naviculales; Naviculaceae
Source: the annotation of a GenBank genome assembly